CAUUGAUAGGGCUUGUCUGCAGUGAAUACCCGCUUUGGGUGGCUAUAACCUGGCCCAACCUAAGCCACUGCGGCUGCCUCGCAAUCCUUCAGCUUGCACAGCCCCCUGCUGCCUUGCAAGACACGGGAUAUGAAGGCAAGACGUGACAACAUCAGCAACAUGACCUCCUUCGACCCCAUGUAUCAUGUUUGAGACUACUAACAGUAUACCUCAACACACUAUGGCCACCAGAGAAGAUAUUCAUAACGGAACUGCUACUACUCCUAGUACCGAAUCGGCUGGUGGUGGCACAUGCGAUACUACUACUAGUACUAGUAUCAACCCACCCAGCAACCCUUCGCCCGAGUGGUGGUACUUUUGCGACAGCUGCUCGCGCAAGGUCCCCAGACACGAGCCGCGAUACAACUGUCAAGCCUGCCAGGACUUCGACUACUGCGGGAAGUGCAUUGCCGACGCACCCCUGAUUCACCCGGGACACACCUUCGCUACCAUCGCCGCGCCCGAGCCGCCGCCGCUACCGGCCGAGGGUGCCGCACCCAAUGCCCCGGAGACAACAGGCGUCAGCGAGCCCUACCCAUGGGCACGAUGCCAGUCGUGCGCACCCGUCACGCAGGGCCUUCCGCUCUCCCAGUUCAUUCUCGAUCCGGAGAGACAACAACAACAACAACAAGAACAACCGGCCGAUGAUGAGACCCCGCCGCGUCAGUUGAUCAGCGCCGUGGGAUUCAAAUGGCCGCUACGUAUAUCGAGCCUCGUCGAAGCGACGCAGCGCGGCUGCGCCUUCUGCGCCUGGAUGCUGCACACCUUCUUCCGGGCGACCAACUUCGAGACGCUCUUGUACGAAGCGCAGAGUCCGUGGUAUGCGCGGCCGCUGGAGCACGACAAGGAGCGCAUGAGCCUGGUCGAGCACUGCAUGGGCACGCUGACGCGGCUGAAGGAUGACCGGUUCCGGUUCGACGUGUACCCGACCUGCUCCCGGAUGGGUAGUAGUAGUGCCAAGCCGUGGGACUUUGACAGGAUCAGGUUCGUCUUUUCCGAGGCUAACCUGGAGGUGCACGACAUGAAGGACCUGAAGGAGGCGCGGGUAUUCCAUUCGGCCGGUGUGAUUGCGGCGGAGCGGUAUGUGUAUGCUGCCAAGGGCGACCCAGCCUCAAAACACAUCACCACCCGCCCUCCCAACCCCUCCCCAGCCUCGGAGGAAGGCUUCUCCCAGAUCCGCGCCUGGCUCCAAGAAUGCGAAACCCACCACGGCAGCGCCUGCCGCCCCGCCUCUCCCGGUCCUUUACCUUCGCGCCUAAUCGACGUCUCACACGGCGACCACCUCCGCCUAUACCUCCCAACCCGCGACCACGAACCCAUCAUCCGCUACACGGCGUUAAGCUACGUCUGGGGCACCGACCCCCAACCGUUCCAAACCACCAUCGCCUCCCUCACUCCGCGCCUCUCUGAAUCCGGCUUCCCAUUGUCUUCCCUUCCACAGACCCUGCAAGACGCAGUACGGGUCACCCAGGCGCUGGGGAUCGCCUACCUGUGGGUGGACGCGCUGUGCAUCGUGCAGGACGACACCGCCGACAAGUACGCCGAGCUGGGCAAGAUGAGCGCCAUCUACCAGGGCGCGUUCGUGACGCUGGUCGCGGCGCGGGCGAGGGGCGUGGGCGAAGGGUUCUUGCAUCCCAGAGAUGGUAGUACUAGUAAGAGUAAGGACGAGAAGAAGAUGAAGAUGAAGAGUGAUGGUGGUGGUGGUGAUGAUGAUGAUGAUGGUGGUGGUGGUAAUGGAGAAGCGGGGUUGUUGUGGAAGGCGCUGGUUCCCCUGGAUUACCCGCUUGCUGACCCCAGCGCGAGGGAUCUGAAGGAGGCGAGGAGGUUGCCGAGGGCGGAGACGGGCACGUUGUAUCUCCUGGAAGAGGAGGUGAAUAUGGGGGGCGCGUGGAAGGAUCCCGUGGCGGAACGCGCGUGGUGUCUGCAGGAGCGGGUGCUGUCGCCGCGGUUGCUGAGCUAUGGCCGCUGGCCGACGUGGCGGUGCAAUAGGAUGGUGGCGAGCGACGGCGGGUAUUAUUCCGAGGAGGGCAAGGUCGGCGGGGAGGGGGAGAAGGCGGUGCGGAGGCUGACCCAGGCCAUGGUGGCGAAUUCCGGGUUGGAUAACGGCGGUGCAGGGUCGGUGUGGAUGGAUCACUUCCGGACCGCGCAGCUGCUGCAAACGUGGAGAAGCCUGGUGCAGGACUACACGCAGCGGAAGCUCACCGUGUCGUCGGACCGGCUGCCUGCCAUUGGAGGUAUUGCGAGGGAGCUGAGCAGGCUGACGGGCAUGGAGUAUCUGGCCGGGCUGUGGAAGGAGAACAUGCUGCAAGACCUGAUGUGGUAUGCUCGCACGCAGGAGUGGCGGACGAGGCCUGCGCCGGCUGAGGGGUUGCCCCCUGCGCCGACCUGGUCGUGGGCGGCCGUGGAAGCGCCAAUCCUGUGUGAUGCCGUGACCGCCGAUGCCACGCCCCUUGCCAAGGUGCUGGCUUGCAGUGUGCAAGCGAUCGAGGGAAAAUCAACCUUCGAUGUUGUCGGCGGAGGAACGGUGUCCAUCCACGGCCCGUUCGCGGAGCUGAAGAAGGAGGAUGUGGUGGGCCUGUUGAAGAGUCAGAACAAGUUCCCUGCACCUCCUAGCAGCAACGUGGUGCACGAGUGGUACAGGAUGCUAUUGCAGGAGAUGUGGACGCGACCGAAAGAACAGGUCUCGGUUGACGACCUUGACGAAGCUUUGCCGGAGAGAGUGUUCGGGCUCUUGUUGUUCGAGCGGGAUUGGACGCACGAUAUGCGUGACGAGGCUAGGCCCAAGGUGAUGGAGACCUGUUAUUUUGGACUGCUGCUGCGGCAGACGGAAUGUGGGAAAUAUGAGAGGAUCGGGGCAUUCUGGAAUGACACAUCUGAGUGGCUGGAUCAGACCGAGAAUUCCUGGGGAGAGAGGAGCGUCGUCUUGGUCUAGGUAAGAACGGCCUUACCUCGCGGUCCCUUAGAUGCGGAAAGCUCAGGUCACCAAUGACCAAAGUACGUAGCUAGUAGU
Molecule: messenger RNA, 3049 nt
Organism: Chaetomium strumarium
Lineage: Eukaryota; Fungi; Ascomycota; Sordariomycetes; Sordariales; Chaetomiaceae
Product: heterokaryon incompatibility protein-domain-containing protein
Exons: 2
Coding region: 185-2971 (928 amino acids)
Source: RefSeq, a predicted model, not a curated record